AUGCCUAAGCGUAACAGGGAACCUCGGCCCCAGCAUGUUCUAAGUGUCACCGAGGGGAGAAUACUAACUCCGACGGAGCUUCGGGAUGACUCCAAUCUAGAAGUACGAUACGGUGUCAUCUAUGGACUGCUGGGCAUCUCCACCAGCCCCGCGAAAUUCCUGCUUGAAGACAGUAAACGGACUUUACCUAAGUUUCGUAACCAGUGCCGUUGGGAUCGUACUAACGGGCACAUUGAAGUUGACGGCCAAGCGGUCCUUGCACCAAUGCGACGCGAUGAAUAA
Messenger RNA from Aspergillus puulaauensis, 282 nucleotides. RefSeq lists its product as uncharacterized. Bases 1 to 282 code for a protein of 93 amino acids. The record is from RefSeq and is a predicted model, not a curated record. Lineage: Eukaryota; Fungi; Ascomycota; Eurotiomycetes; Eurotiales; Aspergillaceae. The transcript has 2 exons.